Molecule: messenger RNA, 357 nt
Organism: Arabis nemorensis
Lineage: Eukaryota; Viridiplantae; Streptophyta; Magnoliopsida; Brassicales; Brassicaceae
Source: the annotation of a GenBank genome assembly
AUGUGCACUUCAUAUUCUCUAUCAAAACACCUCGUUUUUGUCCAUAUCUUGGCUUUACAACUCUUUACAAGGAGGGUUUCGUCGUUGAACCUUACCAAUGCGUAUUUGCACCACAAAUGCCUCGUCAGUGAAGGGAAAUAUCAGCCUGGAAGUAAAUUUGAGAAAAACCUUGACAAAAUCAUCGAAAUCAUCUCUACCAAUAAGUUUCAACAAGACGACCAAAUAUUCAAGUCUUAUGGAAAGGCUCCCAAUUUGGUCACCAUCAUAUUCCAGUGUCGCGGCGACUCUUACGGGUCCAAGUGCCUCUCUUGCUUUGCUACCGCGGUUGCCGGGGUAAUGUUACUAAAACAUUAUUAA